This is a messenger RNA of Cebus imitator (Panamanian white-faced capuchin), 1315 nucleotides long. RefSeq names its product DNA polymerase epsilon 4, accessory subunit (gene POLE4). The transcript is spliced from 4 exons. Gene Ontology annotation, molecular function: protein heterodimerization activity. Gene Ontology annotation, cellular component: nucleus; epsilon DNA polymerase complex. The coding region runs from base 16 to 966 and encodes 316 amino acids. The record is from RefSeq and is a predicted model, not a curated record. Lineage: Eukaryota; Metazoa; Chordata; Mammalia; Primates; Cebidae.
UUUGAACAAACGUGGAUGCCUCAUCACAACUUCAUCCCUUCCAGCCUCCACAUCUUUUUCUUGUUUCCUCUGCCUGGGCUGAAUUUCUUCAUUUCUGCCUGCCAAAAGCCUUACCCCUCCUUCAAGACCAUCUAUAACUGGUUAUCCUUGAAUUUGGUCCAGAUUUUGCUGCCUUCUGGCACCCUCUUCCCCAAUCCUGGGCCCUCCAGGGAAUGUCCCGGCCUCCCUCGGACACGUGCCCGCGAGGAUGAACACUCUUGUGUCGACGGAGAGCCAGGUCUAGACUUCUCCUCUUACCAGCCCCGCACAGGCACCAAGUGCGGUGCCUGGGCUCCACAGGCCCAAUGGGACCAGAGGGUGGCCGGUGGCGUCAACCAAGUCCACAACAGCCCAGGGGUGGCCAGGCGCGCGGGAAGAGCUAGAGCCCGGUCCCCGCCCACCGGGAUUCCCGGGAGGGCCCUGCGCGUAGGGGCGGAGCCGCGCGCCAACACAGGGUGUGGCCUCCAGCCCGCGCGGGAAAGGGCCUGCGCCGCAUGUGCGCGCGCAGUCGGCGGCCGCGCGCAGCACGUUCAGGGCCAGGAUGGCGGCGGCGGUGGCGGUGGCUUCAGGAAGCGGGACUCCCCGAGAGGAGGACGGAACCGCUGGGGAGACAGCGGCCUCGCAGCCCGCAGCCCCAACGAGUGCGCCUGGGGCACGUCUCUCGAGGCUGCCUCUGGCGCGAGUAAAGGCCUUGGUGAAGGCGGACCCCGACGUGACGCUAGCGGGACAGGAAGCCAUCUUCAUUCUGGCACGAGCAGCGGAGCUAUUUGUGGAGACCAUUGCAAAAGAUGCCUACUGCUGCGCUCAGCAGGGAAAAAGGAAAACUCUUCAGAGGAGAGACUUGGAUUGUGCUGUUUUGGGACUGACGUCAGCAUGGCUGAAAUUAGUCAGGUAUUCCUUUACCUUAUGUUUCAGAUAAUGCAAUAGAAGCUGUGGAUGAAUUUGCUUUUUUGGAAGGUACUUUGGAUUGAUUGCUGAGUGGAACAGUUUUGUGAGCCUUCAUCUGCAGCCUUCAGUUCACCCUUCUCUACAGGCCUCAGCUUUGAAGAACGGAGCCUUUGCGCUUAAACACACUCUUCCUGUUCUGCAGUUACCUAUGCUGGGAUAAGCAGAGAUCUCAUCAAUUAGCUUUUCUCUGCAAGGUCUUCCACUACUUCUGUCUUCCAUGUCAAGCCUGGGUGCAGCAACUGCUGCUUGGAGCAGAGAUGAAGAAAUGUUCUGCAUAAGUGGCUUACUGAAUGAUGAGGACCAGAAUAAAGGUUUUUGAUCAGCUUUA